Zychaea mexicana is the source of this 1212-nucleotide messenger RNA. RefSeq lists its product as uncharacterized. The transcript has 2 exons. The record is from RefSeq and is a predicted model, not a curated record. The coding region runs from base 110 to 847 and encodes 245 amino acids. Lineage: Eukaryota; Fungi; Mucoromycota; Mucoromycetes; Mucorales; Lichtheimiaceae.
UGAAUGCGCAAAAGACUACCAAUUUUGAAGCCUGUCGUGAUUUGCAAGGUCGACGUAUUCGCACUGUCAAUGAUUCUAAAAAGUUUACUAAUUUUUGUUAUUUUUUCAUAUGUUUAGAUUACAAGAAGAACUGGACGCAUUACCAGAGCGUGAGAAAGAAAAGCGUGAAAAGUUGCAGAAAAAGAUUGACGAAGGACUCAGAGGCAUCGAGCAGAAGAAAUACCGAUUUGACGACACACAGUUUUUGGAGGAUCGUGAACAAAUGGUUGACAGCGUCAAGAGUGCCGUUGGUUCGCUCUUUAAGCAACAGCAACAAAAAAAGAAGCCGGUUACAGCAGCAGCAGCAGCAGUGUCUGUUAGCAUGUUUGACGAUGACGAUGACGAAGACGAGGAAGAAGAUGAUGAAGAAGACGAACAAGUAGACGCCGAUACCGAAGAACCGCCACAAAAGAAACAAAAGCAGGAAGAAGAAACAACAUCUACCACAGCAGCAAAGGAUGGCAAAGGCAAGGGCAAGGCACCUGCAUCAUCAUCGGGCAGUAGCAAUAAAAAGACUUCAUCAGGCGACGCUGAUAGCGAAGACGAAGACGAGGAGGAUUCAAAGAAAAUCUUGUCUGAUUUUUUGGAGUCCAACUAUGAAGAAUACGACAGUGAAGACGACGAGGAUUUCGAAGAGGGCGAGGAAUCAAGCGAAGAAGAAGAAGAAGAGGAAGAAGAAGAUUUCGAAGCAGAAGAAGGCGAUGACGACAAUACCCCUCAAAAGGUCUCUUCUGGAUCGUCCUCUGCUGCAGCCGAUAAGGGCAAGGGCAAGCAGACUGGAACAAAGCGCAAGGAGCGUGAAGAGUAAAAGUAAAGGAAGAGAAAAGCAGAUCUUUUGUGAUUUGUUUUCUACAUUUGAGUUUGGGUAAUAAAGAAAAAAAAAACAAGCUAUCUUUUUUUUAUAUAUGGAUGUAUGUACAUAGACAAAGGCGCUUCAUCAUAUAUGGUUGUGCUGCAACAAAGAUUGACGAGGAAUGGCUAGACAGCCAGAAUGCACUCCUCCGAAGCCAACGGCAAACACAAACAUGCUAUUUAACGUCUCUACCAACUGAGGCUCCCGUUCGUUGAUGUCACUGUGAUCAUAGCCCCGUCCAAGCGCUCCCGAGCUAUAACGGCCCCAAGUCAACAAGCGACCUUGGGUGGUCAGUGCACCGAAAUGAUAACUACACGAAA